AUGCCUUGCAUUCUCCAGAGACGGCUUGUGAGUAACACGUACCAAAACCCCAGGCCAGUGGCCGGCGUGCUGACGCGACACAGGCUGGCUUACACCGGGGGCAAUGACACGCUUGUACGCGUCUGGAAGAUGGACAAGGGCUCGGAUGAGGAGCCCGAUGUUGCAUACGAGGCAGGGGAGAGUAUCACGGCUGUCGCUACCGGGGAGGACUGCUGGCUCUCGGGAAGUGAAGAUUCGGAGGUUAGGAGAUAUGGCAGGAACUCUACCGCGCUGGAGGGGCUCGUGACGGGCGGAAACGGAGCAGCUGUCCGUUCUCUGGCUAUCGACCCUAAGGGAAAGCGGGUUGCUGUUUCAUCCGAGGAACCUGUGGUGAAACUGAUUGACUUGCAAGAUACGCUGAAAGUAUCGUUGUUAUCCGGGUAUACGAAGUGCGUGCGGAAGGUGACAUGGCACCCGUCCGGGUCUUUGCUGACGACAUCAGGGGCGGAUGGGAAGAUCAUAGUGUGGGACGUUUCGGAAGACGAACCCAAACAAGAGAAGGUCAUCGAGGGCGUAAUACCCGCCGUCUCAGACUCGGAAGCUCCCGAGUUUGUGCAUGACUGCUCCGCUGUUUGGCACACGUCCGGUCAGCACUUCUACGCCCCCACCAGGACGCAUGAAAUCGCUAUCAUCUCGCGUAGCUCAUGGACAAAGACGUCCACCCUCACUGAUGACUCUUCGUUAGGCGACGUAACUGCGUUGGCUCUCUCUCCAAACGGCCUGUAUCUAGCCUCUGCUUCUCAAGCGGGAGUGUUCAUCUGGUCAACCCAUAAUCGGAGGGUGCUGUUCAGGUACGUGCAUCCUGGCACCCCGAACGCAACUAUCACCCACCUAGCCUGGUCGCCCUCGCAAAACCUCCUCGCAUGGACAGACACCGAGGGUAUCCUCACCCGAUGGCCCCAGCCAGUCCCAGCCUCUUCCCCCGACCCCGUCAAGCUCUCCUCGGUAGCAGCGGUGACGACCGUCCCCGUCAAGAGGAAGCCGGAACUGUCGUUGUUCGACGAGGACGCCGCGGACGACGGUAAAACCAACCCAGAGGCCGAGCCGGAUGUCGAUCUCGACAAUGAUGACUGGAUUUUGGAUGAUAUUGGGAUUGGGAUGGAUGAUGAACCGGAAGAGCAGAGGAGUAAGAAGGACGGGUUUGUGAAAGAAAUGGUGAGCGUAACAAAAGCCCAACCGCCUUUCCAGCCCGGUUCGACGCCAUGGACCAAUAAGAAGAGAUAUCUCGAUUACAAUAUGAUCGGAGUGAUCGAGGUAACUGACCAAGACACUCACCACAUCGUGAAUGUCGAGUUCCACGAUAAGACAACUCGGAAGGCGAUACAUUUCACUGAUCACUUCAAGUACGAUCUAGCAUCAUUGGGUGAAAGAGGCGCACUCUUCGCCUGCCCGCCUGAGAACGACCAUCCCGCCCAUGUCACUUAUAAGCCAUACGGGACAUGGGCUUCCCAGGGUGAAUGGACCUACGAACUGCCGAAAGGUGUCAGAGCUGUCGGGAUCGCUGCAGGCGGUCCGCGUGCGACGAAGUCGCAGCGGGUGAUGUCGGACGGCGACAUCCAGGGUUACGGAAACGUCGUGGUCGCUACUAAUCAGCAUGAGAUUACCCUCCUUAGUGGGACUGGCAUUGAACGUAUUAGUCUCGGUCUUGACGGUGACUAUGUGACCAUGGUCGCCGGAACGGAAUUCGCGUUCGUUGUGACUCGAGAUGGAGCAACGACGAUAGACGGCUCCCAAAACUUAAUGGGUACUAUAUGGGAGUUCGAUGAUUUCAGUGUCUUGCAGAAGCAGAAGUUACCUAUCCCCAAAGGAAGUACCCUCAAAUGGGUCGGCAUCACUGAAGACGGGGCGCCAGCCCUUUACGAUUCCAACGGCGUCCUAUACACCAUGCCCCGAUUCCGCAUGCCGCUUCGAGCAUCCUGGGUCCGGUCAUUAGACACAAAUACUCUCGAAAGACGGGAGGGCAAGGACGAAUCAUACUGGCCCGUAGGCGUUACAGCCGAUAACUUCAUGUGCUUAAUCCUGAAAGGUCGUCAAGAAUAUCCUGGGUUCCCGAGGCCUCUCAUACAGGAACUUCCGAUCAGGUAUCCUUUCAGACGCAGAGACCCCAAAGAGGGGCCACUGGAAGAACACUUUGCCCGCGAGUCAAUGCUUCUCAACAUCAAACGCGAUGCCUUGGGAGAUGAGCUCACAACGGACGAGAUUUCUCGACGCGAGCUUGCCCUGGAUAAGGAGCUAAUCCAGCUGAUCCAGAACGCCUGCAAAAACGACAGGCUACCUCGUGCACUGGAGUUGACAUCGAUGUUGCAUCACACAGCUUCUUUCGACAUGGCGACAAAGGUUGCUGGAUUCUAUCAUCUCGUGGGUUUACAGGAAAAGAUGGAGGCUCUCAAAGAGGAUAGGAUGAGCGACGACCGUUUGGAAAUUGCCAGAGAAAAGCGGAAACGGUGGAUGGGUGACUCCGACCCCGUACCGCCACCAAGGCUUCCUGAAGAACGAUCAUCAACGCGGAGACACAAUCCCUUCCAGGACUUUGGCCCGCCUCCGGCGAUUUCAAGGCCAGGUCUGGCUCCCGCACGGCCGGGCGACAGUCAUAGAGCAUCCACAAUGACAUCAAGUCGUCAUGCUGAAGAUUCCGAGAUGCACCAGGAUUCCUCCCCAGCUGGGAAGCGGAAGAGACCAGAAGACGAACAUGAUAUACGCCAGUCGUUGUCCCCCGAGGUGGAGAAUGCUUCCAAGCGACGCUUUUCAGUAGAGGCAGCAUCCAAGCCUACGGCUGGUUCUAAUCCCAAAGCAAGUGAGUGA
Gloeophyllum trabeum ATCC 11539 is the source of this 2841-nucleotide messenger RNA. RefSeq names its product WD40 repeat-like protein. Gene Ontology annotation, molecular function: protein binding; chromatin binding. Gene Ontology annotation, cellular component: nuclear replication fork. Gene Ontology annotation, biological process: mitotic cell cycle; DNA-templated DNA replication; DNA repair. Lineage: Eukaryota; Fungi; Basidiomycota; Agaricomycetes; Gloeophyllales; Gloeophyllaceae. The record is from RefSeq and is a predicted model, not a curated record. Bases 1 to 2841 code for a protein of 946 amino acids. The transcript is spliced from 14 exons.